AUGGCUUACUCUUUUACGGAAGAGGAAAAGGUUGGCCCGUCUUCGUUUAUCCUCGCGGAGGUUAUCAAGACCAGCCACCUAGAUGUUGGCCUUCUGGUGGGGUUUCUCAAAACACAUACUAUCGAACCAGACUGGCUUAAGAUGCAGUUGCCCAGCGGACGCACGGUGGGACAGUGCAUCACCGUCACGGGCCAGAUGUUCCAAGGUCCUAUGAGGAUACCGGAUUUGAAGCGUAAACCCAUGAACGAUCUUCUGGAACAGCCUCCAAAACGCCUGGCUGCAGCCUCACCGAUGGAGCCACCAGCACAGCUGCCGCCCUUGGCCUCUGCUGCACCGAACCUGGUGCCAUAUGCGUCGACGUCUGCCCCUUCAGUUUUGUCAGUGCCUUCGCAGUCGCACAACUCACAGCUUGCCAAUAUAAAACCGCGACCCACCGGACUGGAGAGCCUAGGAGCCAUCAGCGGUUCCUCGAGCCCUAGCCAGCAACACCAAGCAUCGCUCCUGCCUCGCAAAAGAGGCCGGCCAUCGCGGGCAGACAAGGCGAGACAGCUCAGGCCCUUGUUGCCACAACACCUGACCCCCCUUGCGCCCGCGCCUGCACCCCGGCCUAUGGUUGCAGAAAGCCCAACGACGCCGGCAGAAGGCUCCGCUUACAGCUUAUCGCCUGGUCCAUCUAUGGAGGGAUACAACGAGCCAGCAAAACGGAAGCGCGGCCGCCCCAGACUGUCCGAAAAGACACAGCCAAGCACUGCAAUGGCAGAAGAACGAUCAAAGUCGCAUUCGGCGCGAUCGACACCCGGCCGAGCCUCACGCGGGCCAUCUGACGAGGUGCCUCGCGACCCAUAUAAUGAGGGCAGACCGCUGUCAGAUGCGCAGAAGAAAAAGGACAUUUCGCACAUCAUUCAUUUACAACAAGAGGGAUUGGCAAGGUAG
Colletotrichum higginsianum IMI 349063 is the source of this 933-nucleotide messenger RNA. RefSeq lists its product as uncharacterized. The transcript is spliced from 4 exons. Bases 1 to 933 code for a protein of 310 amino acids. The record is from RefSeq and is a predicted model, not a curated record. Lineage: Eukaryota; Fungi; Ascomycota; Sordariomycetes; Glomerellales; Glomerellaceae. Gene Ontology annotation, molecular function: DNA binding.